This is a messenger RNA of Gymnodraco acuticeps, 983 nucleotides long. It is a transcript of the gene exosc8, whose product is annotated as exosome component 8. Gene Ontology annotation, cellular component: cytoplasmic exosome (RNase complex); nuclear exosome (RNase complex). NCBI's taxonomy places the organism in Eukaryota, Metazoa, Chordata, Actinopteri, Perciformes, Bathydraconidae. The transcript is spliced from 11 exons. The record is from RefSeq and is a predicted model, not a curated record. The coding region runs from base 43 to 876 and encodes 277 amino acids. Gene Ontology annotation, biological process: TRAMP-dependent tRNA surveillance pathway; exonucleolytic trimming to generate mature 3'-end of 5.8S rRNA from tricistronic rRNA transcript (SSU-rRNA, 5.8S rRNA, LSU-rRNA); U4 snRNA 3'-end processing.
CCGUAGUGUGUACAGCAAACCCACGUGGCUAAUCAAAACAUCAUGGCGGCUGGUUUCAAGAUUGCCGAGCCUCUGGAGUACCACAGGAGCUUUCUGAAAGAAAACUGUCGACCUGAUGGACGGGAGCUGUCUGAAUUCAGAACAACAACACUAAACAUAGGGUCCAUAUCCACAGCAGAUGGCUCUGCUCUGGUGAAAGUUGGAAACACAACAGUGAUGUGUGGGAUCAAAGUGGAGCUGACCAACCCUUUAGUGGAGGCACCUGGUAAAGGUUUCAUCGUGCCCAACGUGGACCUGCCACCGCUGUGUUCGUCCAGGUUUCGUCCGGGUCCACCAGGAGAACAGGCGCAGGCUGCCAGCCAGUUCAUUGCUGAUGUAAUUGAAAGCUCUGAGGUGAUACAAACAGAAGACCUGUGCAUUGAAAGAGGAAAGCUCUGCUGGGUGCUCUACUGUGACAUGAUGUGUGUGGACUACGAUGGGAACGUGUUGGAUGCUUGUAUCAUCGCCCUGCUGGCUGCCCUCAAGAACACAAAACUCCCAGAGGUCACCAUCAACAAAGACACUGGAGCACCAGAAGUGAAUUUAGAAAAGAGAAAGGGCCUGAAUAUUCGCAAACAUCCCGUCGGAGCCUCUUUUUGUGUCUUCGAUGACUCGAUACUGAUCGUAGACCCCACAGCUGAGGAGGAGGGUUUGUCGACCUCUCACCUCACUGUGGUGACCGAUGAGAAAGAGCGGCUCUGCGUCGUACACAAACCAGGUGGGACGCCGCUGUCGGCCGAGAAGCUGCAGGAGUGCAUCGGCAGAGCAACAGCGCGACAGAGAGAGAUCCAGAAACUCGUUGAUAAAGUCAUUCACAGUGUAAAGACAGCACAAUAAAGAGCCUCAGACAAUGCGUUGUAUCUAAAAGCUGUAUUUUUCACUGUCAAUAUAUAUUCUUUUUUUCCUUUAUUUUUUUUUAAUAACAAUAAAACUGCUGACAAAGA